UUUUUUGCAAUCUGUCCCACAGACAGUUCAGUCUUUGGUCCUCCUGUGUGAACCCUCUCGGAAUACUUCCCUCCUGCUCUUGCUGUUUCUGGGACCAAAGCAAACCGUGCUCGGUAGCAGUUUUCCACUGCGGACUGUGUGCUACAUUGUAGCUGAGGAUAUUCGUGUGAAACCGACAAAAUGACACAUUUCAACAAGGGGCCAGCCUACGGACUGUCUGCUGAAGUCAGAAGCAAAAUUGCUCAGAAAUAUGAUACACAAAGGGAGGAGGAGCUCCGCUUCUGGAUUGAGGAGGUAACGGGAAUGUCUAUUGGAGAGAACUUCCAGAAAGGCCUGAAGGAUGGAGUCAUCCUCUGCGAACUGAUUAAUAAGCUGCACCCUGGUUCAGUAAAGAAAAUCAACCUUUCACAACUGAACUGGCACAAGCUGGAAAACCUUGGGAAUUUCAUCAAAGCUAUCCUGGCCUAUGGCCUAAAGCCCAAUGACAUCUUUGAGGCUAAUGACCUGUUUGAAAAUGGGAACAUGACUCAAGUCCAGACCACACUGCUCGCACUGGCCAGCAUGGCAAAGACCAAAGGUAUGGACACAAAGAUUGAUAUUGGGGUGAAGUACGCAAACAAACAAGCUCGACAUUUUGACGAUGAGAAGAUCAAAGCUGGUCAGUGUGUCAUUGGACUGCAGAUGGGGACAAAUAAGUGUGCGAGUCAGGCUGGAAUGACUGCAUAUGGAACCAGAAGACAUCUAUAUGAUCCAAAGACUCAGACUGACAAACCCUAUGACCAGACCACCAUCAGCCUGCAGAUGGGAACCAACAAAGGAGCCAGCCAGGCGGGCAUGUCAGCUCCCGGUACCCGCAGGGACAUCUUCGACCAGAAGGUUGCACAGCAGCCGCUGGACAACUCCACCAUCUCCCUCCAGAUGGGCACCAACAAGGUGGCGUCUCAGAGGGGCAUGAGUGUGUAUGGUCUGGGCCGACAGGUGUACGACCCCAAAUACUGUGCCCCGCCGACAGAGCCCGUCAUCCACACUAACGGAAGCCAGGGCACUGGCACCAACGGCUCGGAGAUCAGCGACAGUGACUAUCAGGCUGAGUUCCAGGAGGACGAGUACCACGGAGGUUACCAUGACGACUACAGCACCCAUUACAAUGAUCAGGGCAUUGACUAUUAGUGGAGACGUCCACCUCCAGAGCAGUAUUAACGAGUGUAUUUUAUCAACUACACAACAGAGCCUUUUGCUAUCCUGACUAGUCUUCUUCUUCUCUUGAAACAUAAAAUGAAACGUUGCCUUGAGUGCUUUCCUUCUUCACCUAGACUCCUUGAUCCGAGCAACAAAGGUUGUAAGAAGUUGUAGUAGCAUAGAAUAAUGAGAUACAGUGAUGAAAUGUUUUUUUAAGCUUAAAAACAUUCUUUUUAAUACCCACUUUUUAAAAGACGUCUUAAUAAUGGAACACUGAAGUAGUGAUAACUCAUUAGGUGUCUGUCAGUAUGUUUGUGUUCCUCGACACAGUGCAGAUGAUACAUGAGAAAGAAAUGCGUACAGUAGUCUUCCACAGUCUCCCCGCAGUGUUCAGUUUGUAUUCAUACACCCAGUCACACUUUGUGAUACUGGUAUUUCUUAAUGUUUUUUACUACAUUUAAUCACUAGAAUGUUUUCUUUAUAAUGAUGACAGCUGUUCAGAUAGUGCAGGUGACCAAACCCAAGCUGACUCUAUUUUACAGCUAGGCUUCUUCGUUCUGUCACGUGACGUAUAUUUUCAUAUUGUUCCCCUGUAUUCCCAAACUGUAUUUAUUGCAAUGACUCUCAUUGUAAAACAGUCCACUGUUGUAUGGUUCGGAAAGAAAAUUAUAUGUUAUAAAUAAAGCCUUAAAUCCUUA
Dicentrarchus labrax (European seabass) is the source of this 1877-nucleotide messenger RNA. It is a transcript of the gene cnn3a, whose product is annotated as calponin 3, acidic a. The transcript is spliced from 7 exons. The record is from RefSeq and is a predicted model, not a curated record. Gene Ontology annotation, biological process: actomyosin structure organization. Gene Ontology annotation, molecular function: actin binding. NCBI's taxonomy places the organism in Eukaryota, Metazoa, Chordata, Actinopteri, Moronidae. Bases 181 to 1170 code for a protein of 329 amino acids.